Messenger RNA from Aphidius gifuensis, 2832 nucleotides. RefSeq names its product interaptin-like. The record is from RefSeq and is a predicted model, not a curated record. The transcript has 7 exons. Lineage: Eukaryota; Metazoa; Arthropoda; Insecta; Hymenoptera; Braconidae. The coding region runs from base 331 to 2184 and encodes 617 amino acids.
GACAAUAGAAAUUGUCUAUCAAUUUAUUAAUAAAUGUUAACAAACACCUUUUUUUUCUUCUUGUAAUAAAAAAUUAUUUACAAUUUGUUUACAUAAUUUUUUUUCAAGCUUGAUGUUUUCCAAUGUUUUCCAUGUUUUCAAUAUGGCUUCGUAAAUUCCAGUAUAUUCCGUGAUUGAGCGUCAAAAAUUAGAGUCACGGAGAAAUCAUAAUCAGUGUUCAUCAAUGGCCGACAACAAUAACAAGCAAUAACAAGCCAUAAAAAAAAAAAAUCAUAACAAAUAAUAAACAAUUUAUUUCAAUGAAAAUAAUUAUUAAUUAAAUAUUAAAAAAUGGUGUUUAGUUCGAAUUCUAUUUGGACAUGUGGUGUAUGUCUAGAUGUAGUAGUUUAUAAAGUUAUUCCUAGGCAUACAUGCUUUCGUGUUUAUAGAGGAAUGAAUUGUUGUAGAGUUCAUGAAGCUUCAAAAACAGUAUACCCUUCGUCAGCUGAUGGAGAAGAAAUCUUGGUGCUUGAUAAUAGUGACAAACGUUUGAUACCUGUGCCUUGGAAAGAAAUAUUAAAACUUAUUGACAAAAAAGAGGAACCAAAUAGUGAAGAACAAAAAGAACCAACUGUUGAUACAAAUGAACAACAACUUCAUCAACAAGAACAACAAGAAAAAACAUUGUCACCAACUACUAAUGCUGAUAUCAAGUCAAAACGUGGACGGCCAAAAGGACAAACAGAAAAAAGUGAUAUUGAUGUUGUUUGUACAGAUAUCCAGCCACAAUUAAAUAAAACAAAACCACCAAUUACUUAUGGUGGAAUCAAAUCAAAUCAAUCAAAAGAACAAAUAGUACAAAAUGGUGGUGAAAAAAAACAAGUAGAAAAUACUGAACAACAAGAACAACCAACUGUUAAUGAUGAGAUAGAUACAAAUAAACAACAACAAGAAAAAACAAUGUCAUGUGAUGAAAACAAGUCAAAUCUUCAACAGCCAAAUGAAGAAAUAGUACAAAAUGGUGGUGAAAUAAAACAAAAAGAAGAUAUUGAACAAGAGAAACAACCAACUGUUGACAAUGAAAAAAUAAAAAUGUUGAAAAAUUAUCAGUUAAUGUUGAAAAAUAAAAAUACACAACAACAAGAAGAACAAAAAACAAUGCCACGAAUUACUCGUGCUCGAUAUAAGUCAAGUCUUCAACAAUUAAAAGAACAAAUAGUACAAAAUGAUACUGUUGAUAUUUCUAAAAAUAUUCAACAACCAAAUGAAGAAAUAGUACAAAAUGGUGAUGCUGAAAAAGAAACUUCUGAUACUAGAAUAGAUACAAAUAUUGAAGAAAAAAAUAAACAAACAAAACCAAGUCCCAAAAGAAAAAUUUCAACAUCUGAUUUUGAGGAAGAUACAAAUAUUAAUCAGCAAUCAAGUGAAGUACCUCAAAAACGUACAUGUAAUAAUUUGGAUUUGCGUUCAUCACCACCAACGAUCAAUGAAUCACAUUCAUUGAAUAAUUUUGAAGAUAGUGAUGAAAUUGAAGAUUCUUUUGCUUACAUGGAUAACAUGAAUUUAGAUAUAAAUGAACAAUUAAUCCUGGCAGUUGAAGAAAGACGACAACUUUGGGAUCGUCGUUUGAGCCCUGGACUGAGAACAUUUCGAGCACAGAAUAAAUUGUGGCGAGAAAUUGCUGAUAUACCUGGUAUCAGAGGAGUUUUAAAUGUAGAUGAGAUCAAAGAAAAGUGGGAUUGUUUAUUAGAUACUUAUCGCAAGCUUCAAUAUGACAGAAAAAAAUCUAAAUUAUCUUCAGCACCCAAAAAACCCAAGUGGAUUUAUCAUAAUAUAAUGAGCUUUACUGAUGACAAAUAUUUUGAUACAAAAAAUUCCCCGACUUGUAUUAGUAAGUCUUCAAAUGAUGAUGAUGAUAGUGAUGGUGAUCAAGAGAAUAUCAUAAAUAAUAAAAACGAAGAUCGCCCAUAUGAGGAUAAAAAAGACUUGGAUAAAUCAGUUGCUUCUGCUCUGAUGCUUAUUGCAGAAAAGCUAAAUCAAUCUGGGGCUCAACAUCCUCCAAAACCUGUUCAAGAUGAAGUUGAUCUUGCUUUGGCCAUUGUUGCAAUCAACUGUCGUAAAGCACCAGCCUCAAAACGUCGAAAAUUUUUACAAAAAAUGAUUGAUGAAUCAUUUAAUCUUUGCAACGAUGAAAAUAUAUGUUAAUUUUUUUUAGUCUCACUAAAUAUUAAUUCUUGUUUCAUGUUUUUUUUUUUCUAAAAUAUGCAUCAACAAAUAUAUUAUAUUAUUUUCAUUAUAUUUAUUAUACAUUCAUUAUUAACCCUAAAAUUUUUGUUGAUUAACUCUAAAAAUUAUAUUAAAUGUCAAUUAAGUUUCUAGUUCAAUUAAUUAGCAGCUAAAAAAUAAAUGUAAGGCAGUACUGUCAUUACAAGAAACAGCUUUUUUUUAAAAAAAAUUUCAGCUGGUAUUACAAAGUAGAAAAAGGUAGAGCAGAAAAAUAUAUUUAAUCAACAAAUGCAUCAUGAUUUUUUCGUCCAAAAUUGCAGUUUAUUUAUUUUUAUAAAAUUAUAAAAUUAAUAAGACUGUCAUCAUAGAGUGUAUGCAAAAAAACUAGAAGACUUCAUGCAUUCACUCCAAAAUUAAUUAACUAAUUCUAUUUCUAAUUUCAAAUUUUCAUUUAAAUUUCGAGUUAUUUCAAAUGAAUUAAUUUACAUAAAAUAAAAUAUAUUUUAAAUUUUCACAUGAGUCAUAUUGCGUUAUGAUAAUUACUCGAUGAUCUCACCCACAUAUCAAUCACCAGUAAAAAAAUAUUUAAAAUAAUAUAAAUCCCAAAAUUACUUAAAAAAAAAAAAA